Owenia fusiformis is the source of this 1456-nucleotide messenger RNA. NCBI's taxonomy places the organism in Eukaryota, Metazoa, Annelida, Polychaeta, Sabellida, Oweniidae. The record is from the annotation of a GenBank genome assembly.
GAUCUAUUGAGGUUGUGGGAACAUAUAUGUUCCUAGGUCAUAAUCACGGUCGAUGCAUUCCCAAGCACAAUAGAAGAGCAGAAGUAUAAAGGUAUCGAGAAACGCCCGAAUCAUUAGAUCAGUUUUAGCUCUCAAGGUUACACUAAGACUGUCCAGCCAUGAAGAUCAUCUUUGUACUCGCAGCCAUUCAGCUCUUACAGAUUAAGGGUGCCUUUGGACAGGCUACAGCUACGGCCGAUGUCAGCUGCCAAAAGGACGUGGAUGGCCAUCGAUCAAUUCACAUUCAACUGAACAAAGAAUCUGUUAAUAUUGCGGAAGCAUAUGCCUUCAACAAAAAAACGAGUUGUCCAUUCACCCUUGAUGCUAAUGGAGGUGCUACGAUUGACAUUGAUCUGGCACAGGGUCAUCUCUCCCAACAAUAUGAAGACUGUGGUAUUGUCGAGGAUGCGUUUAGUGUCAUCUCGACCACUGUGCUGGCACCUAUUAUUGUUGCACCGACUACAGGAGUAGAGGUUUACGUCUAUGCAAUUGUCUGCGACUUUAAUGGUGUUAGUAAUACAGCUACGGUUAAUGGCAUAACUAUAGAAGAUAGCGCCCUCGCUGCUGGCACAGUCACCGUUGCCAACCCAAAUCCGACUCUACAGUUGCUUGAUGCAAGUGACAACGCUGUUACAAAAGCGGCUGGUGAGACGCUUGAUAUGGCCGCGAUGCCUUCCAUACAAAUUCAAGUGACCAUAGAUACGAGCCAAGCUGUAGGCGGUAUGAGGGUUGUAAAGUGCACAGCUUAUGCAGGAGCCGAUACGACAGGCCAAUCAUUGAGACUUUCUGAUAGAGAAGGAUGUGGUACGGAUCAGUACGCCAAUGCAAUAGGUAUUCCUGAGAAAGAUACGGGCCCUGUGUUUCCAGGCUCUGGCUACAGUGAUGCAGUUUCUGGCAAAUAUUCUGGCAACUCCAUUGCCUUCCCCGCCUUUAAAUUCCUCAACUCGAAUUCGGUGACCUUUGAAUGUGUUGUUAUCAUGUGUACAACUUCGGAAAUAACAGGAUCGAGGACUGGUACCUGUGAGGACCCAGCCUGCAGCACUGUUAAACGUAAGAGACGUCAGGCUGUGGAAACAGACUCCAGUGAAAUAAAAAAAAUCGCAUAUGCGACCUUCAACUUCGAUCUUGGUGGCUCUAAACGAGGACAAGGAAAAGGAGCCAACGGAGUGGCUGCAAAGAGAGCAAGUUUCACGGGGAUUGCCAUCGUCUUGGCCAUAGCAACAUCCCUUUCCUCCCAGUAGAUGCUGCCACAUAUUUUGAUACGUUCCGCAUCGAAACAACACAGGCUUUCAUUAUCUCUCACAAUCCCCAUAGACAAUCGUUCGAUGAUAUCUGAAAAACUAUGUCAUGUACAUUCUUUUCUAUACCUUAACUUAUUAUUCGAGAAAUAUAGUCUGCUUCAAGCGGAAAUAAAAUC